Prunus dulcis (almond) is the source of this 709-nucleotide messenger RNA. RefSeq lists its product as uncharacterized. The transcript has a single exon. The record is from RefSeq and is a predicted model, not a curated record. The coding region runs from base 160 to 513 and encodes 117 amino acids. NCBI's taxonomy places the organism in Eukaryota, Viridiplantae, Streptophyta, Magnoliopsida, Rosales, Rosaceae.
AGUUUCACACACAAACAAAGAAAAGCAAACCCAACAAAAGAAAAGUCCUUGCCUCCUCCUUCCCCGUUGUCUUAUUGCCAUUCUUUGCAUUGAAACCUUCGAACUCCUGUCUGCUCUGCUUCUUCUUCUUUCAUUUUUCUUCUUUUUUUUUCUUACCCCAUGGAGGAUUUCAGAUCUAAGUCAUGUAGAGAUGGGAGGAUGGAGGUUUACUAUGGAGGCAAGGCAGCUCCAACAAGCAUGCAGGAUCUUAGGAGUUUCAGUACCAAUUAUGCAGGUUCUUGUGUUUCUCAGCCAAACCAUCAGAUGGUUAAGGAUGUGAAGAUCAAGAAAGGGAAGAGCAGUUUGGGGUCCACCUCAAGGAGCUGGAGCUUAACUGAUCCAGAGUUGCAAAGGAAGAAGAGGGUUGCUGGCUAUAAGGUUUAUACUGCAGAGGAGAAGAUGAAAGGGUCUCUGAGGAAGAGCUUUAGGUGGAUCAAGAACACCUACACCCAAGUAGUCUAUGGCUGGAAAUAAUUGGUUGGUACUUUGAAAAAGAAAAGAAAAAUUGAAAAUUUUAAAUAAAUAAAUCUUUUGGGUUUGUAGUCAGCUCAUUAGUGUUUUUUGUUCUGUGCAUUUGUGAAGUGAACUAUGCAUCUGUGUAAGAGUCUUGAUUGCCAAAGAAAUUAAUUACAUAAAAGAAUCCAAUAUACUUAUGCUUCAUCUCUGUUAA